Pelagomonas calceolata is the source of this 3496-nucleotide messenger RNA. The record is from the annotation of a GenBank genome assembly. NCBI's taxonomy places the organism in Eukaryota, Pelagophyceae, Pelagomonadales, Pelagomonadaceae.
UUUGGGUUAACGCAAAACGACGAGCCCUGGCCCCUGGCCGCUCGAAGCUUUCGACGCGACAGCCUUACGCAAAAACAGCAGCAGACGUGCGUUCUCCACGGCACACGCACAACGUGAUGACGCCGCAUCGAGUCGCCGGCUAGGCAGGGGCUGCCCCUCCAGCCGUACACAUAAGCAGCCGCCCCCGGGCCCGGUCACCGGCUAGACGAGACCGUACAGCACGAUGUGGCGCCGCGGCAAGCAGACCCGCCCGGGCCGGAUGUACCCCGACCCCGCCGGCGACGCGCGCGAGCAGGGCAACCUCGACGCGGUCGCGGCCCUCGCGUCGCCGACGUCGCCCACUUCGCAAAACUCCGACGAGGACACGGUGACAUUAGACACGACGAUCGCGCUCAACUCGGUCCGGGCGGAGAAUGAGAAUGAGGCCGACGCGAUCGAGACCUACGCGGACCUCGAGAAGACAAAUAGUUCGCAUAGACUGCUCUGCGAGGAGUGCGAGAAGCGGCCGGCGGUGGCCCGCUGCACGGCGUGCCAGGAAACAUUAUGUGCGCGAUGUUUCGUGCUGACGCACCCGCCGCGGCCGGGCGGCAACGAGCACGACCACCUGCGCCACGGCAAGGUGCGCGCGUUGUGUUUAGACGAUACGAGCGGCGCGCUCCAAGGCACGCGGCUGGGCACGCUCAACAAGGGCGGCGCGCGGCUGUGCCACGAGCUCGCGCACGGCAUGACCUCGGAGCUCACCGAGGCGGACCUCGAGGCGCGGGGCGUCGAUUUGACGGUGCCCGUGGCGCAGGAGGCGCCUUUGAUAAACUAUUGUGCGGGCGACGUGGAAAGGGACAUUCAUAAUGACGCGUGGCGCGCGGGGGAGGUCGUGCUAGUCAUUUCGGACGAGGCGGACCGCGAGGACGCUUCUUCAGAUGAGGACGCUCCUGUACGAUCGCCGGACAAGGCCGCGGGUGCUGGCGUCUUCGCGGCGCGGCGACGGCGGGGCCCGAAAUUGUUCCGGAGGAAACGAGAACGGUGGGGGCUUUUAGUUGAUGUACCUGAAAGAACGUACAAGGAACCGAGCCACGAGGAGAUCCACCAGCACCACACCCUGCCGAAGAAGCCUCCUGUCGUAGUAGGUGACGGCGCCGUGAGAUACUGUCGAGUGCAGAUCUGCGGGAGCUGUUCGGGGGAUUAUGUCCGCGAGUGCGACGCCGCGAGAGAUGAGCGUUUGAUUCAUCGGGUGAAGUUGGACGAUGCGAGGCGAUCGCGAACAGGCUUCGUGAACGCCGCGCGCGCGGGCUACGUGAAUGUGGAGUCCAGGGACUUCCGGGCGCCGUUACCUAUUCAAGUACCGGAAGAUCGACGCAUGGAAUUGGUGAGAGAAGAAUUUGUCGAAAGACCGGAAAUGAGGAGAGCUCUACUCGUCGAAGCGCGAAGAGUCGCCUGCAACCAAGUGCUGCGGGCCGUGGACCGGCGCUUCGCGAAUCAAAUCAAGCAGGGCUACGUCAACGACUGGCGCGCGAACGCGCGGCGCAUGCGCCGCGCUGAAAGAAACAGGUGCUCUUCGACCAUCCAGAGAAACUGGAAAAAUAUGAGGUGGUGGCGCCACAAGGAAGCCUUGGAGCAGGCGGCGGCCGACGCGGCCUACGAAGCCACCAGGCAGAUCCACCGCAAGUUUAAAUAUGUGACGGACCCAUCGAGGUUCUCGUCGUGCUAUACCACCGAUGGUUCGGUCUACUUCGAGACGCAAGUCGAGCUCAAUGAAUAUAUGGCCUGUCUUCGAGACAAGUGUAAAUUAGUGGCGGACAAGUGGACCGAAAGGGGCCAGAGGUUCGUCCAUUUGUACUUCCGGCACUGGCGCCAGGAAGCGCAGUUCUUAAGGGAUAAGGAGCUCGUGGGAGAAACGCACUUCGAAGGCCUCACCACCAACCAGCAGCUCGAACUGAAAGCAGCGAUCCAACGAGACAAAGAAGACAUGUUAAACCGGGCGCCGUGGCACCCGGCGUGCGGCAUCGAUCUGCCACCGUUGCCGGACAUGGGCGGCCAUAGAGGAAAAGCCAACGCAUUAAUUAUAGAUGAUGAAGACGUUCAUUUCAAUUUCAAGAUGAAGAUGAAGGGCCCCGCCGACGUGAGUAAUUGGGUCGUCCCCGGGCUGCUGUGCAUGGGCGCCUACCCGUCGGGGCCCAAGAGGUUAUGUGCUACCAGAGAUUUUGACUUCGAGGAGGACGAGAUCGGCUGCGCCGGUUCCAUUGUUUUUAACGGGGUUCGCGUGUUUGUUGAUUUGAUGCCAGAGGCGGAAGCGCGGAUCCAUGCCGAUUCACUGGGCGACCAGUGGCGGCGCAUCGAAUUGGCUGGUAAAAAGCUGCUGAUGGCCGAGGAAGAGGUCUCGAGGAAGGCCCAGCUCGUGUUCGGGGAGAAGUCGACGGACGAGCUCGGGGCCGUCACUUGUGCGCUCCAAGCUAUCCUCGAUCGAACCCAUACGGCCGAAAGUGGAGUGCUAGUGAAGGCCACGACGAACCACCUGUUUGCGGACCAAGCCGUAAAACGGUGCCCGCGCUACAAGCCCUGGGACGCUAGGUAUGAAGAAAGCGAAAAGGAGUACAACACGUGCAUGGCCAAGCUAAGACUGGCUAGGAAUGCGAUGGACGCCGCUAAACGUAGACUAAAAAAGCUGCCUCAUAGACUAAGGACGAUCCGCUACGCCGUCGAGCCCGAGAAGUGCGGCGACGAGGAGACGUUGAUCAGAGUCUGCGAGGCCAUCGAACACGAAUUAAGGCAGGGCGUCGGCGUCUACGUCUAUAGUCGGCUGGGGCACGGCCGCGCGGGCAUGGUCUGCGCUUUGGUGUUGGGACGGCUCUACGGGCUGACCGCGGCCGAGGCGCUAUUCCGCAUCCAGUGCUACCACGACUGUCGACGGUCUGUGGAAGUAGCGAAGCGCGCCUUUUCUUGUCCCCAAUCGCUCAGUCAGCGAUCUCUCGUCGAGCGGUGUUUGUUACAUACGGACCCUAUAUAUAACACCGUGGAACAAAAGUCGAGGUGGAAAGAUACGAAGUUCUCGGGCGCGCCCCGUAAUAAUGGCGUGCCGCAACUCGAGGAUUUGAAGCUGCGGGACGAGCCGCGCGACCCGCGGGACAACAAGUCGUGGCAGAUCCGGAAAAGUGAGAGGAGGCCCUGGCGGAGCCACGUCGUCGAGGAAGGUGCGAUUGUUCAAGUGGAGGAAGAACCGUCCGAGCGCAUGAAGAACGCCCACCCUGUAGAAGUCGUCCAGUCGCCGACGAUGCGGUCCUUACGACCUAGAACGGUCAAGCAGGAGCUGGAUCUCGCCAAAAAGAAGAAAUUCGUGAGGACGAAGCUACCCCGAGCCGAGAAGACCAUCGAGCGACUGGAGGAGGAGGAGGCCGAGCGCGCGCGCGCGAAGAGUCCUGCCCGUUUUACACCGAUCAGGCGGAAGUCGCGCGCGUCCUUCGACUCCGUGGAGAACUGGUAGUAACAAAAUGUCUGUGAAUUA